Messenger RNA from Neofelis nebulosa (Clouded leopard), 333 nucleotides. RefSeq names its product cytochrome c oxidase subunit 6A1, mitochondrial-like. The transcript has a single exon. NCBI's taxonomy places the organism in Eukaryota, Metazoa, Chordata, Mammalia, Carnivora, Felidae. The record is from RefSeq and is a predicted model, not a curated record. The coding region runs from base 1 to 333 and encodes 110 amino acids.
AUGACUGCAGCUGGGUCCCAGGUUUCAGGGUUGCUAGAACGAUCCAGGGCACAGCUACAGGAAUCCAUGUCAAGUAGCACCCACAGCAGGGAGAGCUCCACUCACUACUUUAUAGCACUCUCAUACGUAAAAGUGAGCAUGCUGAACAUCUUCCUGAAGUUGAUCACGGAGAGCUCGAGAGAUCCGAGUUCAUCACCUACCCACAACUCCGCAUCAAGUCCAAGUCCUUUUCCAGGGGGAGUUCUUUUCCAAGUCCUACUCCAGGGGAGUAUGAUUACUCUAUCCUUUAACCCUCAUGUGAAUCCACUCCCGACUGGCUAUGAGGAUGAAUAA